Messenger RNA from Periophthalmus magnuspinnatus, 1920 nucleotides. RefSeq names its product methyltransferase like 23 (gene mettl23). The record is from RefSeq and is a predicted model, not a curated record. The transcript has 5 exons. NCBI's taxonomy places the organism in Eukaryota, Metazoa, Chordata, Actinopteri, Gobiiformes, Gobiidae. Bases 156 to 974 code for a protein of 272 amino acids. Gene Ontology annotation, cellular component: nucleus; cytoplasm.
CGCUUCCCGCCAGGCUCUGAUUGGCUGUGGACCGCCCCUUUCUUUUGUUAUGGACUGAAGGCGGAAGUGGAUUUCAGCGUGUUCUCCACAGUGAAAGAACCAACGAAACGAUCUCAAAAUGCGACUUUUUUAAAAAUCCCAUUUUCAGAGACAUUAUGGCCGGAAGUGAAGCAGAAUCCUCGAGUUUAGCGUUUAAAGUUUUUACGUUUAAAGAUGACGAUGAAAACUCAGAGGAAUCUUUGAGCGUGACCAUCCCAGAGGUUUUGGACCCUCAGUUCGGGAUGUACGUGUGGCCCUGUGCCGUGGUUCUGGCCCAGUUUCUGUGGAAUCGAAGACGAGAGUUGAAGAACAAGACUGUCCUAGAGUUAGGAGCAGGCGUGUCUCUUCCUGGGGUGGUGGCUUCUCUUCUCGGUUCCUCCGUUCUGCUCUCAGAUUCUGCAGAACUUCCUCAGUGUCUCAAGAAUUGUGCCCGCUCUUGCCACACCAACAGGUUAAAGGUCACAGCAGGGCAGAAGUCAGAGGUCGUACAAGCCCUGGGGCAGAGGUCAGAGGUCACACCCAACCUGGGACAGAGGUCAGAGGUUGUACAAGUCGUGGGUCUCAGUUGGGGACACAUCUCUCCUCGUCUUCUGUCUCUGCCCAAAGUUGACCUAGUCCUCGGAUCAGACGUCUUCUAUGAUCCUCAAGACUUCGAGAGUGUUCUGGUGACGGUGUCGUUCCUCUUCCGGAAAAACCCUCUCACUCAGUUCUGGACCACCUACCAAGUCAGAAGCUCAGACUGGUCUCUGGAGCUCCUUCUCUCUCGCUGGAGGAUGGCUUGUGAAUUGGUUCCUCUUGGGGUGUUUGAGGCUGAUAAACCGGAGCUGGCUGGGUCUCGUCUCCCUGGAAACCAUAGCAUCCAGAUGAUGGUCAUCACCCCUGGCGACGGCAGGUGGUCUUUACAGCAACAGCACACUGAUGACAACAGCAUGUGAUGUUGCAAUCUCCUCCCCCUUACUCACUGCUGCAUUUGAACUGAACAAACCAAAACACACAGGACGGUGCAGAGGAAGUACACAGAUAGCUGGUGAGUCUCACCUCACAGGCAGAAGGUCCCCAGAACUCCCGGGCCCUUCUGUGUGCAGUUUGCAUGUUCUCCCUGUGUCUGGGGCAGAAAUUAUUGUCUGAUAAGACAUUCCUACAUUCACUCUAUAGCAGAUCUGUUCAGUAACAAAAUAUUUGCUGCAUUUGAUCAAUUAAGACAAAAAUUCAAUAUAGAUAAUAAAGAUUUUUUCAAAUAUUUGCAAAUCCAGGAUCUCAAGAGGGCGGCUUUUACAUUUUUUCAGUGGUGUGAAGCUCAGGAAAGGGUUCACUCCUCCGUCUGCAGCAUACACGGACUAAUUCAGUUUAAGACCACCAUAAUAGAUAAAUAUUGACACAACUGUGCAGGUAUUUAGUUCUGUUAGAAUUCUUUUUUUGUUUUUAUUUACUUAUUUAUUUUUCAUUUCUUGCUUUGUUUGUUGUUUGUAUUCUUGUCUAAAGUUGAUUUAUAAAUGUUAAACAUGGAUGUGUUAUGGGAGACAUUGCUUUUUUAUAUUUUAAAAACUUUUAAAAAAGUUAAAAAAAAAAACACUGUAUUUACUUUUUUUUUAACGAAAUGAAAAUCCCAAAGUGAUUUAAAGAGCUCAUUUUCUUGUGAUCAAUCCAAGCGUUCAUGGUCCUGUUUGUUUGAUUUUACACAAAAAGGUGAGAGUGACUCACUGCAGAACUUUGGGCUAAUGUAAUAUUAUUUGAGUGGGACUUGUUUAACAGCACAAAUCAGCUCACCUGUUUAGUUCAGAUAAAUCAGUUAUUUAUGCUCAGAUUGUGUUAAAACAAAGGAAAGGUUAAAGUCUAACAGAGCUUCAGACAACACAGUGCCUACAGUUAGCAUUACACCCC